AUGAAUCCCUGGCUAUAUUCUGAAUCUACCCAAAAACAAUAUGAAGAAUUAUUCUACUUAACAUUGGGUAUGAAAGAUGCAAUUUAUGAAGAACUUACUAACUAUCUUUUAGUUAUUUUAGAAGAACUUCUUCUCAAGAAAAAUCAGGAAACAAAUGCAAUUGACAACUUGAAGCGGGUUUGUCCUAAUUGUCAUAAUAAAUUAUCUACAAUUAGUGAAAUGAAUCAACAAUUUAUUGAACAAUCUAAUAUUAAAAAUACUACUGACAAGCUUCUAGUUGUUUGUCCUUAUAGGUUUAAAGAAUUAAAUGUGCAAGAAUCGGUUCUAAAG
Racocetra persica is the source of this 330-nucleotide messenger RNA. Lineage: Eukaryota; Fungi; Glomeromycota; Glomeromycetes; Diversisporales; Gigasporaceae. The record is from the annotation of a GenBank genome assembly.